Miniopterus natalensis is the source of this 1763-nucleotide messenger RNA. RefSeq names its product solute carrier family 38 member 5 (gene SLC38A5). Gene Ontology annotation, cellular component: plasma membrane. NCBI's taxonomy places the organism in Eukaryota, Metazoa, Chordata, Mammalia, Chiroptera, Miniopteridae. Gene Ontology annotation, molecular function: glycine transmembrane transporter activity; L-glutamine transmembrane transporter activity. Gene Ontology annotation, biological process: glycine transport; L-histidine transmembrane transport; serine transport. The record is from RefSeq and is a predicted model, not a curated record.
CAGCCCUAGUCUGAGUCCUGCCGCUUCUGGAGCUGACAGGAGCAAGGAGGAUGGAACUGCAGGAUCCAAAGAUAAAUGGAGCCCUACCUGCGGGUGCUGUGGGCUACAGGCAGGAACGAGAGGGCUUCCUGCCCAGCCAUAAUCCUGCUCCUGGGAGGAAGCCAGCCCAGUUCAUGGAUUUCGAGGGGAAGACAUCAUUUGGAAUGUCAGUGUUCAACCUCAGCAAUGCCAUCAUGGGCAGCGGCAUCCUGGGGCUGGCCUAUGCCAUGGCCCACACAGGGGUCCUCUUCUUCUUGGUCCUGCUGCUGUGCAUUGCUCUUCUGUCUUCAUACUCCAUCCAUCUUCUGCUGACCUGUGCUGGUGUUGUAGGCAUCCGAGCCUAUGAGCAGCUGGGACAGAGGGCGCUGGGGCCUGUGGGGAAGGUAGUGGUCGCUGCGGUCAUCUGUCUGCACAAUGUUGGGGCCAUGUCCAGUUACCUGUUCAUCAUCAAAUCCGAACUCCCCCUGGUUAUUGGUGCCUUCCUGUACAUGGACCCUGAGAGGAGCUGGUUCUUGAAUGGAAACCUCCUCAUCAUCAUUGUCAGUGUGUUAAUUAUCCUGCCACUGGCCCUCAUGAGACACUUGGGCUACCUGGGGUAUACCAGUGGUCUUUCUCUGACCUGCAUGCUGUUUUUCCUCAUUUCGGUCAUCUAUAAGAAGUUCCAGCUUGACUGUCCUGUGGGCCGCAAUGAUACAGCAGCAGAGAGUAAGAGCCCACUGGGGCUCAACAGAAGCUGUGAGGCUCAGAUGUUCACAGUGGACUCACAGAUGUUCUACUCAGUGCCCAUUAUGGCUUUUGCCUUUGUCUGCCACCCUGAGGUGCUGCCCAUCUACACGGAGCUCUGCCGGCCUUCCAAGCGCAGAAUGCAGGCUGUGGCCAACGUGUCCAUCGGUGCCAUGUUCUGCAUGUAUGGGCUUACAGCCACCUUUGGAUACCUCACCUUCUAUAGCAGCGUGAAGGCGGAGAUGCUACAAAUGUACAGCCAGAAGGACCUGCUCAUCCUUUGUGUGCGCCUGGCGGUGCUGCUCGCGGUGACUCUCACUGUGCCAGUUGUGCUGUUCCCUAUUCGCCGGGCCUUGCAGCAGCUGCUAUUCCCAAGCAAAGCCUUCAGCUGGCCACGGCAUGUGGCCAUAGCCCUGAUCCUGCUUGUCUUGGUCAAUGUUCUUGUCAUCUAUGUGCCAACCAUCCGGGAUAUCUUUGGGGUUAUCGGGUCCACCUCAGCCCCCAGCCUCAUCUUCAUCCUUCCUAGUGUCUUCUACCUCCGUAUUGUACCCUCUGAGGUGGAGUCCCUCUCCUCCUGGCCCAAGAUCCAGGCUCUGUGUUUUGGUGUCUUGGGGAUCCUCUUCAUGGCAAUCAGUCUAGGCUUCAUGUUUAUCAACUGGGCCACAGGCCAGAGCCGUGUAUCUGGACACUGACCAUGCCCUGCUUCAGCUAGACUCCUGCAUGCAUGUGCCUGUGUGUAUGGAGGAAGAUGGGGCACUCUCCCAGGUCCCUCCUGCCUGGUGUGUGAAGGUGGCUGUUUCCCAUUAACAUGGCUAUUGGAGGUAGGGGAUUGCAGAGGCUGCAGAGUGGUCCACUCACUGUCCUCCCCAGGGAUGCUGAGCUUGAAUCAUGGUCAGGAGGCCAGGCCCUUGGGGAACCCCUGCCCAGCCCAGUCCUUUCUGCCUCCUCCUGGCAGAAUUACCCUCAAGUUAAAAGGGAAGAAUAAAGAUCCUGAAUUGCAA